This is a messenger RNA of Funneliformis mosseae, 1194 nucleotides long. The record is from the annotation of a GenBank genome assembly. Lineage: Eukaryota; Fungi; Glomeromycota; Glomeromycetes; Glomerales; Glomeraceae.
AUGGCAGCGCCUAAAUUUGAUGAAAACGAUGCGCUCGAAUUCUCACCUUCGUUCAGAUCGUCAUUUGAUUUGAUUCAAGAUGCCACAUAUAUUCACCAAGAUGAAUUAUCCUUCUCACAGUUAGAUAUAGCUUCUCCACACAUGCCGCCACAUCAUUAUCUGGCGGAUUCAGAAGACGAGAUGGAAGAGAGUGAUAUUGAACAAGAUGAUUACAUCGACUUCCAAGUUUUGAAUAAUAGACCCCCUUCAAGGUUAGGCAGACCACUUUCCCCCUCCCUUCGUAAGUCGACCAAGAUUUCCAAGAGGAAUGGUCCUUCGGUGGAUAGAAUAAAAAUGGAAAAUGCUUUUUUGAAAAAUCAAAACAAUAAACUCGCCCAAGAACUUGAGCAAUGCAGGUUAACGAUUCAAGCACUUAAAAACAUUGUAGGUCAAAAAGAUAUAGCGUUGCAAAAUGUUCGCGCCGAGAAUCAACAAACGAAUUUAAAAACUAAAGUGUUGGAGGCUUUAUUAUUAAGUAAACACGCUAAAGAUGGUAGUAUAAUUAUUAGAAGCGGUGGUAGUGAUAAUAAUCUCAACAAUCUUUCUUCAGUAACUUCCUUCCUACAAGAGAGAGAUUCCCUGAAAAAAGAAAUACCCCGUAAACCUGUACCACUAGCGUCGGACGCCCCCAUAACACCGCCACAAUCACAACAAACUCCUUUGGUCUUGCAAACGGCGGCCGAUGCUUCAGAUGAUAACGAUUUGUUACCUCCCCCCCUUCCGCCAAAAAGACAAAAUCGUCAUAUCAGGAGAUGGUCAAUGGAUUUUGGACCGAAUAAUCGAUUGGGGUGCGACGAUGAAUCAUUGAACUUUGGCGACGGUAACGAAGCUUCGUUUGAUGAUCGUCAUACGAUGUUGCCACCGUCCACGUCGGUUACACCAACGUCAUCCACCCUCACACCAACCAAUGAUCACGAUCUACAACGCAGUAUUCCACAGAUUCCACGUCUCUUGAGACGACGAACGGGAGACAUCAUCCAAUCACUGGCUUCAUGUCGUCCUUCAUCGACCAAGAAUGGUUACGAUUAUUCCCCGCCAUGCACCCCCUCUACUGACAGUAGCGAUGAGAACGAAUCGGUGAUGGAUGAAAAGUCGGCCAAUAGAAAAAAAUCCGCUCGCAAUUUAUCAAGAUUUCGUAAAAUCUUUUUACGCUAA